Leptidea sinapis is the source of this 1308-nucleotide messenger RNA. RefSeq names its product Golgi to ER traffic protein 4 homolog. The record is from RefSeq and is a predicted model, not a curated record. Bases 146 to 1096 code for a protein of 316 amino acids. Gene Ontology annotation, cellular component: BAT3 complex; cytosol. Gene Ontology annotation, biological process: protein insertion into ER membrane. NCBI's taxonomy places the organism in Eukaryota, Metazoa, Arthropoda, Insecta, Lepidoptera, Pieridae. The transcript has 5 exons. Gene Ontology annotation, molecular function: protein binding.
GUCAAAAGCAAAACUCAAAAGUACCUAAUCACAUACUAAAUUUUACUAUAAAGUCAAUUAAAUGGAUUAAUUUAAGUAGUAUUACACGAGUUAGUUUUGAAUCAGAGAUUUAGACAAUAUUAUUUAAUUUAUUUUGUUAUGAAUUAUGGCUUCCACCGGUGAAAAGGGUGUUUCUCGAGUACUUAUCAAAUUAAAAUUAUCCUUAGAGAAUGGGCAAUACUAUGAAGCUCAUCAAAUUUAUAGAACUCUCUAUUUUAGAUAUUUAAGUAAGAAGAAAUACGAUGAAUUACUUGAUUUGCUAUAUCGGGGAGCUACGCUCCUGAUAGAAAACAACCAACAUGGUAGUGGUGUUGAUUUGGCUAUACUUUUUAUAGAUGUGUUAGUUAAAUCUGAGACCAAACCAAAUCCAGAGUGGAUUGAUAAAAUAGUUACAUUAUUUAAAUCAAUUAAUUCAAGUGUGCCUGAAAAAGAUAUAUUUCUGACAAAUGCAGUAAAAUGGUCAAUGGACGAAAAGAAGAUGGGCCAUCCAUUAUUACAUAAGAAAAUCGCCGAAGUAUUUUGGAAGGAAAAGGAAUAUUUAUUAGCUCAUAAACAUUUUUUACGCUCUAAUGACGGUGUCACCUUUGCAAAAAUGCUAAUAGAUCAGCAUACUUCAGAAGCACUUGAGGUGGAUGUUGAAAUAUUAAUAGCUAAAGCUGUCUUGAAAAUUCUUGUUUUAAAAAAUAAACAGAUGGCAAAUGACGCUUUAAAAGAAUAUACAAGAACCCAUCCAAUGAUAUCGAAGGAAAAGGGGCCCCCAUUUUCAUAUCAGUUGCUUAAUUUCUUGUUCCUUCUAUUAAAAGCAAUAGAUGAAAAUGAUGCUAAUCUGUUCAAAAAUGUGAGAAAAACUUAUGAAAAUAAAAUUCAGUGUGAUCCUAUUUAUUCCGAAUAUUUGGAUAAAAUUGCAAAAGUCUGGUUCGGUAUUGAAAGAGAGGGUACCAAAACGCAAAAUUCAAUGUUAGACGGAAUUUUGAAAUCACUAAUGACUGGUGACCUAGAUGAUUCCGGAAAAGAAGGAGAUAAAUUAUCUCAAGCUAUUGUUCCAGACUUAGAUUAACAUAGGAGUUGCAGCGGAAUUCUGGAUCAAGGACACUUGCAUUCUGCAUAGACUUUCUUUUAUUGAAACAUUUUUACACAGCUGAUUAUCUUGCCCCAACUAGGUAUAGCCUGUACUAUGGUUGCAAGACAAUGAUAAUAUAUUUAAAGUCAAAUAAACUUUAUUCAAUUACGCUUAAACUAAACGCUUUUGAAUCAUACUAUAAAAAUCUU